CCCAGAGUAGUGAGGUCAUCCUCUUUUAUUUUUUUGGGCCCUGGGAUAGAGGCACAGGUGUGCUCUCAUACAUUUUAUAGGGGAGGCUGUAGCAGUUUUUGUGGGAUCAGCCGACUUCACCAUGCGUGGCAAGGAUGAUGAAUACGACUACCUGUUCAAAAUUGUCCUCAUUGGUGACUCUGGAGUAGGGAAGAGCAACCUGCUCUCGCGAUUCACCCGGAACGAGUUCAACCUGGAGAGUAAAAGCACCAUUGGGGUUGAGUUUGCCACACGCAGCAUCCAGGUGGACAACAAGACCGUGAAAGCCCAGAUCUGGGACACAGCUGGACAAGAACGCUACCGUGCCAUUACUUCUGCUUACUACCGAGGAGCGGUUGGGGCCCUUCUUGUCUAUGACAUUGCCAAGUACCUAACCUAUGAGAACGCAGAGCGCUGGCUGAAGGAACUGCAAGAUCAUGCGGACACCAACAUCGUCAUUAUGUUGGUGGGGAAUAAGAGUGAUCUGCGACAUCUACGGGCCGUGCCCACGGAUGAGGCCAAAAGCUUUGCAGAAAAGAACGGCUUGUCCUUCAUAGAAACUUCGGCUCUGGAUUCCACCAACGUGGAGACCGCCUUUCACAACAUCCUCACAGAAAUCUACCGGAUUGUAUCCCAAAGGCAAAUUGCCAGCGGGCAGUCGGAGACAGAGUUCAGCCCCAGCAGCACCAUCGAGCCCAUCAAAGUCCUGCCUACUCAUCAGGAAGGGAAACAAGCGCCUUGCUGCCAGAAUAUAUAAUCUGCCAGGACAGCGAGGGGAAGAGCGAGUUGGGACAGUGCUGAGCAACUAGGAAGGCCUUCCUCAUCCUUCUCCUCCUCCUAGUAUCCAAUCUCCAAUGCGUUGCUCUGCUUCGUGUAUGUCCAACAAGAAGCGCGUGCCGGAUCAUGUCCUUCCCCCCAUGUUUUAACCACAUAGCUUUAGGUGUAGGACAUAGUGGUUUGCCUUCCAAGAUAAGUUAUUUGAAGCUACAACCCCAGUAAAUAUCCAGAGAUUGGCAACUAGAGGCCCUUAAGCUCAAGCCUACCCAAGGAAGGAUGUCAAUUGGCCCAGCAGAGAAUUGCCCCAUCCAUAUCCUUCUUUGCUGAUGAGGCUACUGCUGUGGCCUCAUGUGGCCCCAGAGCCAGCCCUCCUGGCCUAAGUCCUGUUCCAAGAAGACUGACGCACUGGAAGAAGAGGGUGGUUGCUAUGUGACCAUCAAUAUGGCACCUUGUAUUUCCUGCUGCAAUCUGGAAUCUGUAAGGAGUACAUGAAUGGUUUCUGGAGCAGAUAGCCCACACCCCGCAAUGGUCAGACAUCUUCAUCAUGCUGCAUCCCUGACUGCUAUACACUACCUCCUUUAUGUAGGGCCUCCUCUGGCUAUGUUGUGCACAAGCAAAACCCCCAAAAAACAAGUGGCUGUAGUUCCCUUCCCCCUUUCCAAAAACCAGACGGAGAUUUAAAAAGUUUGGUGUUUCUUCCACACACCCAAAAUACAGAAAAAUUGGGGUAACUGGUGCUCGUUUGCCUUCUAUGUAGGUCUAUGACUUUCAACUCAAACCAGUCACAUUCCCUCCUGACUUUGCCUGAGGAAUAUUGUUCCCAUUCCCCAGAUGGGGGUGGGAGAUUCCCCACUUUUGUGGGCUCCUGGCUGGUGGGAGGAAAUUCCCCCCACCCCAAUGCCAUGCGUGACAUGCUGACAUCACAACGUCAGCGUGUUGGUAAUGUUGGGAGGCGAUGUUUUGCUUUUGGGGCAAAACUCUAUGGUUUGAGGCCAUUUUUAUAAUAGAGUUUGCCCAAA
Molecule: messenger RNA, 1814 nt
Organism: Gekko japonicus
Lineage: Eukaryota; Metazoa; Chordata; Lepidosauria; Squamata; Gekkonidae
Product: ras-related protein Rab-11A-like
Exons: 5
Coding region: 122-775 (217 amino acids)
Biological process (GO): regulated exocytosis; constitutive secretory pathway
Cellular component (GO): recycling endosome
Molecular function (GO): GTPase activity; GTP binding
Source: RefSeq, a predicted model, not a curated record